AUGGCUUCCUCACUCACUCUCCAGACCAAGAUCAAGCUCCCAAGCGGGCACGAGAUCCCACAGCUGGGUUUCGGUGUUUGGCAAACCCCCGCUGAUCAAGCCGAGCAAGUCGUCAUAGAGGCCCUCAAAUCCGGCUACCGCCAUAUCGACUCCGCCGCCGCCUACAAGAACGAAGCCGGCUGCGGCAAGGCCAUCCGGGCGUCGUCGGCCCCGAAGCGCGAGGACAUCUUCUUCACCUCCAAGGUCCCUCCCCGCUCGAUGAACUACGAGAGCACCAAGGCGCAGGUGGAGACAACGCUCCGGGAGUCGGGGCUGGAGUACAUCGACCUGAUGCUCCUCCACGCGCCCUACGGUGGCUCUGCGGCGCGCAAGGGCGCGUGGCGAGCUCUGGUCGAGGCCGUCGAGGCCGGCAAGGUGCGCAGCAUCGGCGUCAGCAAUUACGGGGUGCACCACCUGGACGAGCUGGAGAAGCACAUCACCGAGCUGGAGGAGGAGCGCGGCGGCAAGGGCAAGGGCGGCGUCCUGAGCGUCGGCCAGUGGGAGAUCCACCCCUGGUGCGCGAGGAACGACAUCGUCGAGUGGUGCCGCAAGCGCGGCGUCGCCGUCGAGGCCUACAGCCCGCUGGUCCGGGGCGAGAGGUGGGGUGAGCCGGUGCUGAAGAAGCUGGCCGACAAGUACAGCAAGUCCGAGGCCCAGGUCCUCGUCCGAUGGAGCCUGCAGAAGGGCCACAUCCCCCUGCCCAAGAGCGCCACCCCGGAGCGCAUCAGGGCCAAUGCCGAGCUCUACGACUUCCAGCUGACCCCCGACGAGGUCAAGGAGCUGGAGACGACCGAGUACAAGCCCGUCUGCUGGGAUCCGGUCGUCUCCAAGUUGGAGGAGUAA
Messenger RNA from Phialemonium atrogriseum, 882 nucleotides. Its product is annotated as putativediketo-d-gluconic acid reductase a. NCBI's taxonomy places the organism in Eukaryota, Fungi, Ascomycota, Sordariomycetes, Cephalothecales, Cephalothecaceae. The record is from RefSeq and is a predicted model, not a curated record. Gene Ontology annotation, molecular function: oxidoreductase activity. Bases 1 to 882 code for a protein of 293 amino acids. The transcript is spliced from 4 exons.